UGACUGAUAAUUUAGCUGCCAGAUAGCAGGCAUUUAUCUUAUCAGGAGGUCGGAGCGGCAACAUAGCUCCAGACAAUGUUCCUUUGAACAGUUCAUGUUUAAAGUGCACAAGAGGUGUUUGAGUGUUUUGUGCCAACUGUUUUAAGUGUAGUUUAUCACGCCUAGUUCCCUUUGGGGUAUGCAGACAUGGAAUUUAAGCGCGAAAAGCAAUGGACGACGGAUUCCCCUCCGGUUCAUUGUCAGCUAAAUCCAGAAAACCAGAAUACCGCUCUUUUAGUUGCUACAAAAGCGAUCGACAAAGGCAAGAAACGCGAGCGAAGUGUCAACUUCACCAUCGAGGAGACCGAAUACUUGAUUUCAUUAAUAGACGCAAGAAAGCAGGUUAUAGAGAACAAAAAAAGCGAUGCGGUAACCUGGCAAGAUAAGGAGAAGGCCUGGAAAGCUAUUGAGCUGGAGUACAAUAAUGCUGGGAUUGGGCCCUUUCGGGAUGCGAAGCACUUGAAGGUUAAAUUCGAAGCAAUAAAGAGGGAUACACGAAAGAAAAUCAGUAACAAAAAUGGGAAUGGCAACCACGUUCCUUUAACACCAGUGGAAAAUAAAGUCAAAGAGAUGAUACUGCUGUCUGAUGAUGGGAAUGACACUACCUACGACUCUGAUCAAAUAGACAUGUCUGCAAGUGACGUUUUGCAAAUUGAUAUGGAUAUCAAGGUACCAUAUCCGGAGACAGACAGAAAUUCGGAUAUAAGCUUUGAAUAUCCAGAAGAGGAGCCUGAUCAAAAAAAGAUAUGCGUUAUACAAGAAGUAGAUUCAGUUCCCAAUACGUCCCAAGCACAGCCCGAAAAAGUAACGGACUGGAAACCUGCUUCGCCGAAAAUUUUCGUGAAAAAGCUUCCUGAUUUAUGUACAACAAAAUCACCGAAACGAUACGAUAAGCUGGUAGAAAAUAAAAUGGAAAUUAUAGAACUACAGAAGAAACUACUUAAGGAAGAAAUUGAAGAGAAGAAAUUAAAACAACAAUUAUUACUACACGAAAUAGAACAUAAAAAUCAAUUACAUCUUUUAGAGAAACAGCACAUGCUGCUUAAAAUUGAAUUAUUAAGAAAUGAAUUACAAAAACAACAAUAAAUUAAAGUAAAUUUAACAAACGUCUUUA
Molecule: messenger RNA, 1153 nt
Organism: Pectinophora gossypiella (pink bollworm)
Lineage: Eukaryota; Metazoa; Arthropoda; Insecta; Lepidoptera; Gelechiidae
Product: myb/SANT-like DNA-binding domain-containing protein 4
Exons: 4
Coding region: 187-1125 (312 amino acids)
Source: RefSeq, a predicted model, not a curated record